Penicillium canescens is the source of this 456-nucleotide messenger RNA. Its product is annotated as pyridoxamine 5'-phosphate oxidase family protein. The record is from RefSeq and is a predicted model, not a curated record. The transcript has a single exon. Bases 1 to 456 code for a protein of 151 amino acids. Lineage: Eukaryota; Fungi; Ascomycota; Eurotiomycetes; Eurotiales; Aspergillaceae. Gene Ontology annotation, cellular component: nucleus; cytoplasm.
AUGUCCUACACCUAUCUUCCCUCGACACCCUACGACCCGCACCCCACCAUCAUCAUGACCACGAACCCCGCAUCGCGCAAAACAAACCACCUGCUGUCCAACCCGCGAGUCUCCCUGCUGGUCCACGACUGGGUGUCACAUCGGCCCCCGACCCGCGCUACGACCGGUGACCGCGAGGGAUCGCCUCCUCCCGCCGCGACCCGGUCGUCUCUGGCCAGCCUGCUGCUCAACUUGAACACGAGUGCACUGUCGAGUAUCUCCACUACUAUCUGUGGUGAGGCGCGGUUCCUUGAGGCUGGGUCUGAUGAGGAGUCUUGGUGUAAGAAUCGUCACUUGGAGAAUAAUACUUUUGAGGAGGAGGAGAUCAAUCUUUUGGUCAGCAGCAGCGAGAUCCUAAUGCUAGACGGCCUAGUGUCUCUAUUGAUACUGAUGUGCGGGUUGUUACGGUUCGUGUGA